GUUGACCUUGAUUGCAGUAUACUAGCUACGGUAUCCAGUUCUGGAGUGAAAAUGUGUUCAGUAACCUACUCAUACUACGUACGAAGCUGAUGUUAUUAUGAGACUGUUACAAUCAUCAUAGGUUACAAUUGAAGUGUUGGGAAUCAGAUCAAUGUUUGUGGUGUAAACUAUAAUAAUUAGUAAAAACUUAAAUUGUUUUACAACUCAGUUCGUCAUUCGGUUUCUGACAGUUUUAUGGGCAAAAAGAUGAUUUCGCCCACAAGGAAAACAGAAUAGGGAAAACAGCGUUCACUAUUGGAGAAUUGGAUUCUCUACAGAAGAUCCAGAUUGCCGGUUGUUUAAUUAAUGAAAUGACAAUACAGAUACAGAUUCAAAGCUAUAAAGUGCCGUCUAUUUCUCAACUUGACUUCCUUUAAGAAAGCACAAAGAAGAUUUAAUAAAUUUUAUUGUAACUUUCACAAAUCAAAGGAAACUGUACGGAGAGAAUAAGACUGUACCAUAAAUUUGGACCUUGAAAGAACCAGCAUAAUUUUACUUGUUUCCUCAAAAUAUAAUUAUUUUUCAAAUCAACGAGCAUGGAUCGUCUGCCACGAUUCGAUAGAAGUUUAUGUGGUUGCUCAGUGGAAUUGGGCUCAAAAAUAAUUGGCUUCACUAUUCUGGGACUACGAGCUUUGACUAUACUUCUUAUAUUUUAUUUGCCAAAUGAUGAUGCAACAGGGAAUUAUAAACAAAAGAAAGGAGCUAUACCCUCAAUUGGAACAGUAACCCUGAUAGUGACAACAGUUUAUUUAUCAAUACUUUGCAUUUUUGACGUACUCAUGCUUAUUGGAGUCUAUAAAAGACGACCCUCACUCAUACUUUUAUGGAUUGUCGUUCAGGUUUUGGCCAUUUGCUCUGCAAUUGUUUUCUUAAUUAAGGCAAUAAUUGAAAAUGCUGCCCACAUUAAUCUGAUAGUUCGAUCCUUAAUCUCGUGUUGUAUCUACACCGGCUACUCCAUUCUAGUUGUCAACAGUCAUUAUCAGAAUUUGAAAUCGGAAGAAACAUGAACAUUUAUCAUAAUAAAAAUAUAGAGUUUUCUAUCAUUUUCAAAAUGUA
Messenger RNA from Nilaparvata lugens (brown planthopper), 1095 nucleotides. RefSeq lists its product as uncharacterized. The transcript is spliced from 7 exons. Bases 576 to 1046 code for a protein of 156 amino acids. The record is from RefSeq and is a predicted model, not a curated record. Lineage: Eukaryota; Metazoa; Arthropoda; Insecta; Hemiptera; Delphacidae.